CUUGGGGAUAGAAUUGAUCAAAAUCCUUUCUAAGCGGAUGCCUACGUCAUAACAUCUACCUGCAUGCCAAAUUUCAGCCCGAUAAGUAAUAUGUAAGACAGUAUCCUGAAGACUAUAUGUAUUUUGAGUAUAUUGUGUUCCUGGAGAGUACUGAACCUGAUGUGCCGCUCGGGACCAGGGACAUGAUGAUCCUUGCAAACUUACUAAAAAACAUAAUAAAGGUAUUAAACAACUAAAGAAAGAACAAAUACAAGAUUGGUGUCAUUUUUGAAAGGCCUUAUCGCAAUCGGCCUCCAGGGGCUUGCCAAUGCAGCUUUAAACAAUAGUAGCUUCUUAAAAGCAAACUAACUUAAAGCUAGUAUCCCAGCCGCCGCAACUGAAGUCACAGGAGUUAUAAUGCUACCAACUACCACAAGUUUACUCGACUCUUACUUCUACUAAAAAUAUAAGGAUCAGACGUUUUAUGAGAAAAACUAAUACCAAUGGACAUAUGUUAUUGCAGCCAACAAAGACGGUAUCAAUUACUUUUUCCUACCUAACCUCUACUGGCAGCCUGGACCUGAAUAGCUGGAGAUUCGAAGUAAGGCCAUAUAUACAACCAGUUAAUGUCUAAAAUGUUUAAGGUAUGGACAUAUUUGCAAAAUUUUGUAAAAACUCGACUCGAUGUUCUAUAUGCAGUGAAUCUCACAAUUAUAAGGAAUGUCAUAAGUACUCUUAUGAUGCUAUGUGUGGUAUCUGUAAAGGUAAUCAUAUAGCUAUCUCAAUAGAAUGGCCAAGUAAAAAACAAAAAAUAGAAGAAAACAGAAAUAAAUUUCAGACUAGAACAUAUGCAAAUGUUGCUACUAUUAAUGAAAAGUAUUUCCCUCCCCUAAUUAAAGAUAAAAUCACUCACCCUGAUGUCAGCAGUAAAUUAAAUUCUGAUAUUAUGCUUAACAUUAUAGUAGAAUCAGUUGUAAAAUUAAUAAGCUUUAAUAAAAACAAUGACAAAUCUACCCAAAACAUAAAAGAAGUACUUAUAGAAACAAUAAAAAAUAACAAGAUUUAGUUUGUGCCCCUUAUGGAUGCUUUGAAUGUUGUACAGUGGAAUGCCCAGAGGUCCAGCACUUUCAAGAAUUUGGACUAUUACGAAAAGGUUUAAGAAAACCCUUACGUCACCUCCUAGUCAUAUUGAUAAUUGGGUCCCUAAUUUUUGGAGAAACACACAUGUGAUACUGUAAAAGCUCCUUUUUAACACCUUUGCUCGUAAAGCUGAUGUAAUUCCACAGGUUUUAAAUAUGUAAAGCGGGUCAUAAAAAACGCGUGUGUUACCAAAGCAAAUAGUUAAGUUAUAGUCCAUACAAAUUCCAUAACAGUAUUAUUAU
Molecule: messenger RNA, 1361 nt
Organism: Diatraea saccharalis (sugarcane borer)
Lineage: Eukaryota; Metazoa; Arthropoda; Insecta; Lepidoptera; Crambidae
Source: the annotation of a GenBank genome assembly